AUGGCAAGAGAUCCCACAUCAUUGUACAUGACUUUAUGUGCUGGUUUCGUAUUUGUUGUUGGAUUAACAUUGAGAAUAAUCAUCGGACGAAAGAUAUUCCCUUGUGGUAUAAUUACUUUUAGUUUCUUUACAUUACCUCCAGCUGUAAUGCUACCGACAGUUUUCAGAAUGUUGAGAAUUUAUCUCAUGUACAAGAUUAAUCUUUUAAAGAUGAAACUUUUUGAUGUUUCAGCAAAAGACAGCACUGUUGGUGCUACAUCAGUGACAAACCCGAAUGGCAUUGUACCAAUUAACCAGCUAAAGGAACAAACUGAGGUGGAAUUGAAAAAAUCAGACUCUAAAAUAUUUGGAUUGGAAGACAUGGCAGGAAGGCAAGAACAAAUUCACAAGGUGGUUAACAACUUUGAUCCUAACAAUUAUGAGGAUAUUGGACUCGAUCCUCCAAAUUGGGAUGAUUCAACAACUGAUGGAGAUUCUGAAUCACAAGCUGACGUUUCAACUUGGAAUAUGAGUGAAUUUAAGGAAGUUAGUGAUGUUAAAAAACAAGUUAAACAAUUGGCCAUUCUGAACUUUUUCAUCAGCAAAAAGUUUAUCCUUUCCACCUAUGCCAUUGCAUUCCUUGUUGGAGUUAUAAUUUGGGUAGUUUUAGGAAUUGUUGAGGAGGUGACUUAUAAUGCAAGUACAGAUCCAAACAAAAAGAGAUUAUUCCUCUUUGAUGGUGGUCUGUUUGUCUUUGAAAGAGGUUGUGGUCUCACUACUACAACAGUCUUGAUUGUUGGUGUCCAUGCACUGGUCUACAUCUUCUUAGAAUUGGUAUUCCUCAUCUUGGCAGUUAUGGCUGAUAGAGAUACAUGGGGAAUUAAGAGAGAAACACUCCUUCUAAUCAUUGUUCAGGUUGGAGCUGCCAUCAUUUUUAUAGUUGUUGGCAUGUUGGAUAUUACAGAAAAGUUAUUGGACUAUUUGGUUCCAACUGGAUUGGCGUUAUGGAUUUAUGAGCUGAUUGAAAUUAUUAUGUGUGUUGGAAUGCCUGCCAUGUAUGCCUUUAUCAGCGACAGAAAGAGCAAGCUCUCACAAUCCAACAAUGACACUGAAAGGAAACAAGCUGUGAAAGAAACAGGAAUUGAGAAGGUUUUGAAAAACAAAAAGACCUAUCAAAUCUUACUUGACUUUGCAAGAAGAAGUUAUUGCACUGAGAGCGUUUUGUGUUGGAGAGAUAUACAGAGAUUUAAAAAGGCAAGAAAGGCAAACAGAAAGAAGGCAGCCACUCACAUUUUGAAGGCUUACCUUACUGCUGGUGCUCCACUAGAAUUGAAUAUUAGCAAAAUUGAAGAAAGGAGGAGUGAAAUUGAAAAGUUAAUUGAGGAAAAUCCAAAUAUUUCACACAAUUUGUUUGCACUCAUCCAAGAUCAUUGCCUUAACGACAUGACAGAUCUAUUCGAAAGAUUGAAGAGCUCCAACAAGCAAAUUGGUGACAUUGUCAAAGAACUCAAAUCUUUGAACAAUUCAGUUCAAUCAACAAAUUCUACACAGUAA
Messenger RNA from Naegleria gruberi, 1533 nucleotides. RefSeq lists its product as uncharacterized. Lineage: Eukaryota; Heterolobosea; Eutetramitea; Acrasida; Naegleriidae. The transcript has a single exon. The record is from RefSeq and is a predicted model, not a curated record. Bases 1 to 1533 code for a protein of 510 amino acids.